GUCCCUGUUGAGUCAGACGAUGGAUGAACAAUCACAAGGAAUGCAAGGGCCACCUGUUCCUCAGUUCCAGCCACAGAAGGCGUUACGACCAGAUAUGGGCUAUAACACCUUAGCCAACUUCCGAAUAGAAAAGAAAAUUGGUCGUGGACAAUUUAGUGAAGUUUAUAGAGCAUCCUGUCUCUUGGAUAGUGUACCAGUAGCUUUAAAAAAGGUGCAGAUAUUUGACUUAAUGGAUGCCAAAGCACGUGCUGAUUGUAUCAAAGAAAUAGAUCUCCUUAAGCAACUCAACCACCCAAAUGUAAUUAAAUACUAUGCAUCGUUCAUCGAAGAGAAUGAGCUGAACAUCGUUUUGGAAUUAGCAGAUGCUGGUGACCUCUCCAGAAUGAUAAAGCAUUUUAAGAAGCAGAAGAGGCUAAUUCCUGAAAGAACUGUCUGGAAAUACUUCGUUCAGCUCUGCAGCGCGCUGGAACACAUGCAUUCUCGAAGAGUCAUGCAUAGAGAUAUAAAACCAGCUAAUGUGUUCAUUACAGCCACUGGGGUGGUAAAGCUUGGAGAUCUUGGACUUGGUCGGUUUUUCAGCUCAAAAACUACAGCUGCACAUUCUUUAGUGGGCACACCUUACUACAUGUCUCCAGAGAGAAUACAUGAAAAUGGAUACAACUUCAAGUCUGACAUCUGGUCUCUUGGCUGUCUGCUGUAUGAGAUGGCUGCAUUGCAGAGUCCUUUCUACGGUGACAAGAUGAAUUUAUACUCUCUGUGUAAGAAGAUAGAGCAAUGUGACUACCCGCCUCUCCCGUCUGAUCACUAUUCGGAGGAGCUACGACAGUUAGUUAAUGUGUGCAUCAACCCAGAUCCUGAGAAAAGACCAGACAUCACCUACGUUUAUGACGUAGCAAAGAGGAUGCAUGAGUGUACUGCAAGCAGCUGAACUGCGCAAGAUCAUGAAGAAGGCAGCCAAGAUAACAUCAAAGUAUUUU
Acomys russatus (golden spiny mouse) is the source of this 977-nucleotide messenger RNA. It is a transcript of the gene Nek7, whose product is annotated as NIMA related kinase 7. The record is from RefSeq and is a predicted model, not a curated record. Bases 20 to 928 code for a protein of 302 amino acids. Gene Ontology annotation, biological process: protein phosphorylation. Lineage: Eukaryota; Metazoa; Chordata; Mammalia; Rodentia; Muridae. Gene Ontology annotation, molecular function: ATP binding; protein kinase activity. The transcript is spliced from 9 exons.